ACAUGCGUUAGCGCCAUUGUUACAGUGGUUAUAAAACAUACAGAAAUAUGCAAUUGACGCAUCUUUUGAAAUCGGAAUGAUGGCCAUACGAAAACUCUUCAAAGCAUUUGUCUUGGCUGCCCUUAUGACGUGCCUAAAGUGCCAGAAAAAGAUCCCCGGUUCAACAGAAAAUGCAGAUAUCACCAGGUUUUAUGAUAAAAAUGGAGUCAUAUGGACACUGGAGACGACGGAGCCUACUACCAUAAGAUGCAAGUUUGAUGUAGUGAAUAAAUCAACGCAUCAUGGUGUCCGUCUUAUGAGACAAUAUUACUGGAUUGGGAGCAGGACGAACUUCUACCUAGAUGGAACGUUCAUGAGUAAACGGUCUAAAGAACACGUACAACGCAAUGAGGAUCACCGAGAAAGGGUGUCUCGGAUAUUGUACGGAACAUUUUAUGAGCACCGAAGGAAACACAUGGACGUAAAACCCAAAGGCAAGGGCGUCAGCUUCCAAGAGGAUCUGCUCUAUGUGAGCGGUGACAAAAGCUGUGCAGUGAUUAUGGUCACGACCAAUGUUGGCGCUAAACACGUCACGUAUGAUCUUCGAGUUAAGAACUCUCACAUUCGAUCGCCGCCACACCCUAAAUGCCUCUACGUAUACGAGAAGUUUGAGAGGCACGGACAAGUUUUGUAUGACCCAAGUUACCAAGGUAUACUAGCAAAAUCGGCAAAUUCGAAGGUGUGA
Rhipicephalus microplus (southern cattle tick) is the source of this 724-nucleotide messenger RNA. RefSeq lists its product as uncharacterized. Lineage: Eukaryota; Metazoa; Arthropoda; Arachnida; Ixodida; Ixodidae. The record is from RefSeq and is a predicted model, not a curated record.